UGCCAAAGAAAAACCAACAAAUGAUAUAAGAGUUUGUAUUUUUUCUAACUUACAGUGCUUUUAAUAUUAAAAAUAUAAACAAAGAAUGGAAAAAAGUGCGCUAGUGUCUUGAACACACAACAAUUUUAUGCACUUUUGUAUGCGCUACAUACAUACAUACGUAGAUGUAACAUUAUAGUUGCAUUUGAUAAUCUCUUAUUUGUGUGGCAAUAUAAAAAAUAUACAAACAUACUUUCAUGGCAAUCGCAAAUGAUAUAAGACAAAAAAUCGACAACAACAACACCAACGACAGCCAAACCACUUACUAUUGGAUACGCGAAUACGCGCCGCUUCAAAGUAGAAAAGCAUAAAACGCACAACCAACGGACGGAUAAUUGUGGCUGCGUCAAAGCUUGAAGCUCAAUUCUUGCACCCUCGUUGGCACCAGCAAAUACAAAGAUGUUUGGUUAUACCAGCAAAUGGGGCACUUGGUUCACAUUAGUGCUGGUGCAGUUGGUGAUUAUGCUCGGUUUGGCUUGUCGCGUCUCUGAGUUUCCCUGCAAAGGCAAUAACAACAUUUGCAUACCGUUGGACAAAUACUGCGAUGGACGUGUGGACUGUGAGGAUCACAGCGAUGAGCCGAAACAUUGUUCGGUUUGCAACCGAACUUAUUAUGGUGACGUUGGCCGCACCUAUACAUUAAAAGUACCAACACCACAAUGGAACCGACUGCCUUUUUUAUGUCACUUAACAUUCACCGCUUCUGGGCGUGAACAAGGCGAUAUUGUGCAAAUUAUUUUCGAUAGUUUCACAGUGGGCCGCUUUGACGAGGGUAUGGUCGACUCAGAUGUUGAAGGUUAUGAGAGUAAUGUGAAUCCUAUCGGAGAGCUGCCGGGCUGUCCUGAGGGCUUUAUGCAGUUAAGCGAAUUGGGUCGUCCAUUCACUGGCGGCUCAUGGUGUGGGAAGGCCACUGGUCCGCAAUUGUACUUUAGUGAAACAACGACGGUGACAGCGUCUGUAAAAGUGUUUCAUCCGCCCAAAAAUAUACACGAAGAGAAGCCAUUCGAAUUUAAAAUACGUUAUAAAUUUAUCAGUCAAACCGAUGCUGUGGUGAGAUACGGUUUGCCCGAUAAGCCUUUGGAAUUGGGACGUGUUACACCGGGAACUUAUUGCACGCGUCAAUUCGAUGAAUGUUAUCGAAAUAAAUGCCAUUUGCAGAGUCCAAAUUAUCCUGGCAUGUAUCCGAGGAAUGUCACCUGCUAUUGGACUAUAAGACAAAAGGAGGUGCCGACAAGCAAACAUGCCAUGAUUGCGGUUAGUCAAGAGAAUCAACACAAAGCACUGGUGAAAAGAUCUAUUGCCAGCUUCAAUAAGACAUCGCGUUCCAUUCGUGCGUGGUCAGAUUGUACCGGCGAACGUGAUCAUUUAAUUUUCUAUGACGGCAGCUCAACAAAUGAUCCGGUGUUGGCCAAAUAUUGUGGAGGAGAUUGGUUGCCACGCGUUGUAUCGCGCGGACCAGAAAUGUUGGUUGCAUUCCAUUCCAGCCCCUUCUCAGCACCACUGCAACAGGGUGUUCCCAAUCGUGGUUUUGAACUUGAUGUUGAUAUCAUCUUUACAGAUUCUGAUUCAUAUGAUUUUGCGCAAGGCACCAAGAAUACCUGUGAAUUUCAUAUAAAUGCAACAAAUCCAGAUGACGUAUUGUUUUCACGGCGCGGCCGCAUGGGUCGCAUUGUGAGCCCGCGACACACAUUACCACCGAACACCACUUGCACAUACCACUUUCAUGGCUAUCCUGGUGAUUUAAUUUGGUUGUCCUUCACAAGUUAUAAUCUCCAGAUAUUACAACAGACUAUUCAAGACAACAACACACUGGGCAGGGCCGACUUGCCACCAUGGAUAACACGUUUGCGAAUGUGGGAUAGUUACGGCACGUAUGUUUCUUCAAAAACUACAACAACAACAGGUCAACCACCAUCACCACCACCAGUCGUAUCAUCUGCUGCCGGCGGCAAACCAACAACGCUCAACCAAAGUUCUUACGGCAAUUACUAUUAUAGCGCACAUAACCCAAAAUUGGGUAAGAAUAUACGCGUUAAUAUAGACAAUGCAUGGAAUCCAGUCGACACAUACAUUUAUGGGCCCACACAGUCGAGUAUAUUCAACAGUGAAAAUAAAUACAGCGGUUAUCAGCAAGCUGGCGCUGUUGCGGGUGGCAAGCAGAGCGGCAGCGUCGUCAAUGGCGGCAUAAGCGGCAUUAAGGAGAGUCUAAAUUAUAUUUCCGGUAAGAGUAGCAAAGAUUCAACGUCAGCUGAGAAGACGUCUGUGUCGUUGAUGAGCUCGAAGGGCAAGCGUAGACUGAUGUUGGAAAUUUACGAUUAUGAAACACCAAAGUUGUGCGAUCACACUGCCAUUAGUAAUAAUGCUUUGGGUUUCAACAAGCUGAGACCUUGUAGUCCACUGGAGAGCUAUGUUAGUUCGGGCAGGGAUUUGAAACUGGAGUUUCACACUCACACUGGCACUGCGUUGUUCCCUGCGCAGUUCUCACUCAAUUACGAAUUCGUCGACACGGAACAAGGCGGUGAGCCAUGGCCCGGUCGUCGUGGCGAGGAUCCUGUACCACCACUCUGUUCGCGUGUAUUUCGCAAACGUAAAGGCAACAUACAAGUGCCACGUAAUGUGUUUCUUUAUGGACGUGGUGGCGCCAAAAAUAUCACCUGUCUUUAUCGCUUUGAAGCCGGUUCAUCGGAACGCGUGCGCUUGGUUUUGCACAAUGUCACCUUUGGUGAGGGCACUACAUGCACGACAGAUUCAGAUUUACACACCGGGCGACCGCGUUGUAAUCAACUCGACCCAGAAGGACGCGUAACCGAGCUACGUCUAUUCGAUGUGCCAUUUCGUGAUGUCAAAAUACAAUUGGGUUGUUUCUGUGACAAUUCUAGUACUUUAUAUAGUAAUGCACCGUUAACAUUUAUAUCUAAUUCACGUGUUAUGGAGUUAACAUUUACCGUUAAUCGUUUAAAUAUAUCAGAAGAUUUUGCUGAUGUCUACUUUUUCGCCUCCUAUGAGUUCAAACGGGUUAGUGAAUGUCGCAAGCGACUUAAACUGAAGGGCUCUGGUGGUGAAGAUGAAAUUAAGUAUCCUAUGAAAUCACAAGAUUCUAGUUGUGAGGGACUAUCGUGGUGUAUAGAAGCACAAACGCUGGAACAUUCACUCUUCGUACAGACUUGGGGCUCUUACUUGCCCGUCGAUCCGACGUCAGAGGAUGCUAUGCGUUGUCAUACCAAAAACCGCCUAAUCAUAUACGCGGGAAGACCCUUAAAGCCGAUGCGUGUCAUAUGUCCGGCGCAGAGUGGACCCAGACCGACUUCGUUGCAUAUAUUCUCGGAGGAUUGGACAAAUGGACAGCCGUUGUUUACGAAUAAGCCUGUCAGCUUAGUACUCGAGCCCAUACUCAAAGAGCCGGGCGAUAUCGCAUUCACAUGGUUGGAGAUAUAUCGCACACGAAAUUCCUUAAUCCAACAGUUAGACCUUCAGGCUAAUGCCAGUGUUAUGAGUGGUGGCGCGCCUUCUGGUAACGACACGCUAACCGAUAUCGGCUUCUAUCCGAAGGAGUCCGAUUGUGAAUAUAAAUGCCCUGAACUGGAUGCGUGCAUUGCGGGGAAUUUGUGGUGUGAUGGCCACAAUAAUUGCCCUUCCGGAUUUGAUGAAUCAGAGCAGGAGUGCGGCUCUGCGCGUAAACUACUCGAAUUGCCUGGCGGCGUUUUCGCAGCGUUGGGCUGUAUAGCUGCCGCCAUCACAGCCUGUUUGAUAUUUUGUAUUUUUGGUUUGCUGAGAAAACGUAAAAAAACGGUCGGCCAAAAGAUGACCAUAAAUGGUACACUCAAAAAGGACUUCAACAAGGAGUCACUCUUCAUCGAUCCAGCUUCUUGACACGGGCUACAACCGGUCGAAUAUAUACAUGUUGAUCGGGAAACGACUGUGUGAUAUGUUGCCGAUGAUGAAUUUUAGUGCUGCUAUUGCUGUCGCUUUAACAUAACGCCAACGUUGUGCACGGAGAGGGGAGUGGGGGCAUACGUUGAGGAUGAUUGUACUAUAUCGAUCCAGCAUGCAUGACCCAAGUGUAUUGUGUAUUGUGUGCCCUAAUUAAAUGAUAUACUUACAUACAUAUAUAAAUAUAAGGAAUUUUUCUAAGCGCUUGUUUUCAAAAACAAAAAGAAAAACAAAAAGAAAAGAAAAAACAUAAACAGAAUACGUGGUAAAUGAAAUGAAAAGAUGCAGCUCGAAAUGAGCAAUGCAGAUAAGCAAAAUUAAGAUAAGAAAACGAUACAAUCACUGCCUUUUGAUCAUACUUCGUCUAAUCGUUUUCCUUUUAACAUACAAAGAAAACCCAAAAAUAUAUUUGUAUAUAUAUUUUACUAACUGAAAUCUAAUUUUUAUUAACAAUUAAUAACUGCACUGUGAAGGGGGCUCGCAAAACGAGUGUAUUUGCGAAAUGUUGGAAAUGAACCAUUUUUAGAUCGAUAUAUAAAUAUUUAAAACUUUUAUAAAAUACAUGUACAAAUGUAUAUUUACUUUAAAAUUUUUUAAACAAUUUCGAAUAUUGCAGCAGGCUGUAGCGACAUUUUUAGAUUUGGAAUGUCUUGGAAUCCAUUCUGAAAAAUGUUGCCUACCUCUAGGCGUGUUGGUACAGUUCACAAUAUUUAAUAUAAAAUUUAAGAAAUUAU
This is a messenger RNA of Ceratitis capitata (Mediterranean fruit fly), 4703 nucleotides long. RefSeq lists its product as uncharacterized. Gene Ontology annotation, cellular component: plasma membrane. NCBI's taxonomy places the organism in Eukaryota, Metazoa, Arthropoda, Insecta, Diptera, Tephritidae. The record is from RefSeq and is a predicted model, not a curated record. The coding region runs from base 439 to 3909 and encodes 1156 amino acids. Gene Ontology annotation, molecular function: protein binding. The transcript is spliced from 14 exons.